AAAUAUAUGACGAAUAAUGAGUAGAAAAGUGUAUUUUUUAUAAACUCAUUAUUGGUGGGUAUGAUAUUGGUUGGUACAUUGAAUACUUUAGUGUACAAGUAUUAAAAUACGACAGUGAUUGAUGGUGUAACAUUUAUACAUCCUUAUAUGCAAGUAUAAUUUAUAUAAUGAAAUGAUAGGCUUUAUGUAUGUUUGUAGGAGAGGCAUGUUGUAUAGUGUUUUACUUUGUAUUUAAAAUGAAAGCAGAAGAAGAUCCAAAUAAAGAAAAUGGAGGGUUUAAAAUAUUGUCGAUUCCAGCAUUGUUUGAUGGAAUUACAUCAUCAUUGUAACACGUUGCAUUAAAUUUCAUUCCGUCAUCUAUAUAUUAAAUGUUAAGAGGAGGAGUAUAAAUAUAACUAUCUAGCUUAUGAUAGUAACAGCCGGAUUUUCAAAAUUUGUUCUAAAGAAAUAAUUGUCAAAAUAGUAACAAUUUGGAAUUCUAUUGGCCAUAUUAGGUAUAUUCAUAGUAGGAUUGUCUAAUUUUUUAUUUAGAAAAUCAAAAAGUGAUGAUUUUAGUUGGGAAAUAAAAUUGAUAUCUAUCGCUUUAAUUAUAGUAUCACUUUUUACUUAAGCAGCUUAAUAUAUAUUUGAAGAAAAACUAUUCUAAAAAUACAAUUAUCAUGUUUUUUAUGUAGUAGGUGUAGAAGGAAUGUGGGGAUUAUUAUAUUUUGGUAUAGUAAUGCCAAUACUAAAUUUUAUACCAUGUAAUUUUGAAGAAGGAUGCGUAUUUCGUAAUGGUUAAGGAUAUUGGGAAUGUACUGAUGUAUUCUUCCAAUAAUUAGGAGCAGAUGCAUGGUUAACUGUAUCUGUUAUCAUGGGCAUAUUUAGCAUUGCAUUAUUUAAUAUAUUUGGUGUUAAUGUAACAAAGUAUGUAUCUGCUUUGACUCGUACUGUUGUAGAUACUAUCAGAACUAUUUUAAUAUGGGGUAUUGGGUUAAUAGUAACAGCUACAACAUCAAGAGUUUGGGAAAAUACAUCUAAAUGGGCAAAUUUAAUUGAAUUAAUUGGGUUUGUUUUGUUAGUCUUAGGCAAUUUGAUAUAUAAAGAAAUGUUGAAAAUUUCAUUUCUUUAAGAUAAAAAGAAAGUCUUAUUAGAAGAAUAAUGA
Molecule: messenger RNA, 1144 nt
Organism: Paramecium sonneborni
Lineage: Eukaryota; Ciliophora; Oligohymenophorea; Peniculida; Parameciidae
Source: the annotation of a GenBank genome assembly